Molecule: messenger RNA, 4409 nt
Organism: Jaculus jaculus (lesser Egyptian jerboa)
Lineage: Eukaryota; Metazoa; Chordata; Mammalia; Rodentia; Dipodidae
Gene: Robo3
Product: roundabout guidance receptor 3
Exons: 28
Coding region: 1-4158 (1385 amino acids)
Molecular function (GO): protein binding
Source: RefSeq, a predicted model, not a curated record
AUGCUGCGCUACCUGCUCAAAACACUACUGCAGAUGAACUUGUUCGCGGACUCCCUGGCCGCGGACAUCUCCAACUCCAGCGAGCUCUUCGGCGGCUUCAACGCCUCCCUGGCGGCGGCCAACCGCAGCCUGCUGCCUCCUGGCGACUCCUCGGUCAACGUGACAAGAGUUGGUCCAGAGGACGCCAUGCCGCGCAUCAUAGAGCAGCCACCAGAUCUGCUGGUUUCCCGGGGCGAGCCAGCCACGCUGCCCUGCCGCGCCGAAGGUCGUCCCCGACCCCACAUUGAGUGGUACAAGAACGGGGCGCGCGUGGCCACCGCGCGCGAGGAUCCGCGCGCGCACCGCCUGCUGCUGCCCAGCGGCGCCCUCUUCUUCCCGCGCAUCGUGCACGGGCGCCGCGCGCGGCCGGACGAGGGCGUCUACACCUGCGUGGCGCGCAACUACCUGGGAGCAGCGGCGAGUAGAAACGCCUCUCUGGAAGUAGCAGUCCUACGUGAUGAUUUCCGGCAGUCUCCUGGGAACGUGGUAGUGGCAGUGGGGGAGCCAGCAGUGAUGGAAUGCGUGCCCCCCAGGGGCCACCCAGAGCCUUUGGUGACCUGGAAGAAGGGCAGUGCAAAGCUGAAGGAAGAGGAGGGAAGGAUCACGAUACGUGGAGGGAAGUUGAUGAUGUCACAUACACUCAAGAGUGAUGCUGGGAAGUAUUUGUGUGUGGCCUCUAACAUGGCAGGAGAACGAGAGAGUGGGCCGGCUGAACUUGUGGUACUGGAGCGCCCCUCAUUUCUACGUAGACCAGUGAACCAGGUGGUCCUGGCAGAUGCUCCUGUAAAUUUCCUUUGUGAAGUGCAGGGAGAUCCCCAGCCUCAUCUACGUUGGCGCAAGGAGGAUGGGGAACUGCCCACUGGCAGGUACGAGAUUCGGAGUGACCACAGCCUUUGGAUUGGACGUGUGAGUGCUGAAGACGAGGGAACUUACACCUGUGUGGCAGAGAACACCGUGGGUCGUGUUGAGGCAUCUGGCUCCCUCAGUGUUCAUGUCCCACCCCAGUUUGUGAUUCAGCCUGAGGACCAGACAGCAGCUCUGGGAGAAAAUGUGUCUUUCCAGUGUGAGACCAGAGGAAACCCCCCACCUGCCAUCUUCUGGCAGAAGGAAGGGAGUCAAGUCCUGCUUUUCCCUAGUCAGUCACUUCAGCCCAUGGGCCACUUCUCGGUAUCUCCAAAAGGCCAGCUCAACAUCACAGAAGUGCAGAGCGGAGAUGCUGGUUACUAUGUGUGCCAGGCUGUCAGUGUGGCUGGCAGCAUCUUAGCUAAAGCUCUGUUGGAGAUAAAAGGAGCCUCCUUGGAUGGGCUGCCUCCCAUCAUCCUUCAGGGACCAGCCAAUCAGACGGUGGCACUUGGCUCCUCUGUGUGGCUGCCAUGCAGAGUGACCGGGAAACCUCAACCUAGUGUUGGAUGGAAGAAGGAUGAGCAGUGGCUGCAGGGGGAUGACCUCCAGUUCAAUCUAAUGGCCAAUGGCACUCUGUAUAUCACCAGUGCUCAGGAGAUGGACAUGGGUUUCUACAGCUGUGUGGCCAAGAGUUCCAUAGGGGAGGCCACAUGGAGUGGCUGGCUUAGGAAGCGUGAAGAUUGGGGAGCAUCGCCAGGCCCCUCAACAGAACCUUCUCCUCCUCCGGGGCCUCCCUCUCAGCCAGUGGUCACAGAAAUCACUAAGAACAGCGUCACCCUGACCUGGAAGCCCAAUCCACAAUCUGGGGUUACAGCCACCUCUUAUGUGAUAGAAGCCUUCAGUCAAGCAGCUGGCAACACUUGGCGGACAGUGGCAGAUAGUGUGCAGUUGGAAACACACACGGUCAGUGGCCUGCGGCCCAAUACCAUCUACCUGUUCCUGGUGCGAGCUGUGGGAGACUGGGGCCUCAGUGAACCCAGCCCUGUCUCGGAGCCUGUCCGUACCCAGGGUAGUAGCCCAUCUAGGCCAGUUGAGGACCCAUGGAGAGGCCAGCAAGGAUUGGCUGAAGUGGUCGUGAGAAUGCAGGAGCCCAUAGUCCUUGGGCCUCGAACUCUGCAGGUGUCCUGGACUAUGAAUGGCCCAGUCCAGCUGGUGCAAGGUUUCCGUGUGUCUUGGAGGAUAGUAGGCCUUGAUGGGGGAAGCUGGACCGUGCUGGACUUACAUACUCCACACCUACAAAGUACUGUGCUAAGAGGACUCCCCCCAGGGACACAAAUCCAGAUCAAGGUGCAAGCUCAAGGCCAAGAGGGGCUGGGGGCUGAAAGCCCCUUUGUGACCAGGAGCAUUCCUGAGGAGGCCCCCAGUGGUCCCCCCCAGGGAGUGGCAGUGGCCUUGGGGGGUGAUGGCAACAGCAGUAUCACUGUAUCUUGGGAGCCCCCACUUCCCUCCCAGCAAAAUGGGGUCAUCACUGAAUAUCAGAUCUGGUGCCUGGGCAAUGAGAGCCGCUUUCACCUCAACCGGUCUUCGGCAGGCUGGACGCGCUCCGCGACCUUGCGGGGACUGUUGCCUGGCCAGCUCUACCGGACGCAGGUCGCGGCGGCCACCAGCGCAGGCGUGGGCGUGCCCAGCGCCCCAGUGUCCGUGCAGCUGCCAUCCCGGCCGGCCCUGGAGCCCGAGCCCGAGCCGGAGCCCGAGGUGCGCGCGGGGUUGGCGGAGCGGCUGGCCAGGGUGCUGCGAAAGCCGGCCUUCCUGGCGGGCAGCGGAGCGGCCUGCGGGACGCUGCUGCUCGCGCUCUGCGCAGCCCUCUACCGGCGCAGGAAGCAGCGCAAAGAGCUCAGUCACUACACUGCCUCCUUUGCCUACACACCUGCAGUGUCCUUCCCACAUUCAGAGGGCCUCUCCGGAGCCAGUUCCAGGCCACCCAUGGGCCUUGGCCCUACUGCCUACCCAUGGCUGGCAGACUCGUGGCCUCACCCAUCUCGAAGUCCCUCAGCCCAGGAACCCAGGGGAAGCCGUUGCCCCAGCAAUCCUGACCCAGAUGACAGAUACUACAAUGAAGCAGGAAUCUCCCUAUACCUGGCUCAGACUGCCCGGGGUGCUAAUGCCCCUGGUGAAGGUCCUGUCUACAGCACCAUUGACCCACUAGGAGAAGAGUUGCAGACCUUCCAUGGAGGGUUCCCCCAACAUCCUUCUGGGGACCCAGGCACCUGGAACCAGUAUGCACCUCCAGAAUGGAGCCAGGGGGACAGUGGAGGUAGAGGAGGCAAAGCAAAACUUCUGGGAAAGCCUGUGCAGUUGCCCUCUCUGAGCUGGCCAGAAACCUUGCCACCACCUCCUCCUUCCUGUGAGUUGAGCUGUCCAGAGGGACCUGAGGAGGAGCUAGAGGGCGGUUCAGAGCCAGAAGAGUGGUGCCCACCAAUGCCUGAGAGAAGCCACCUAACUGAGCCCAGCUCCAGCGGAGGGUGUCCACCCCGAGGGGAAACCCCUUCUCCUACACCUUCCUAUGGACAGCAGUCCACAGCCACUCUUACCCCCUCACCCCCUGACCCUCCCCAGCCCCCCACUGACAUUCCACACCUCCAUCAGAUGCCCAGGAGGGUGCCCCUUGGGCCAAGUUCCCCUCUCAGUGUGUCCCAGCCCACUCUGAGUAGCCAUGAAGGGAGGCCUGCUGGCUUGGGUGUUGGCCCCACAGCUUCCUAUCACGUCAGCCCGAGCGCUGUCUCUAGUACAGCCAGCAGUGCCCCAGGAAGAACCCGACAGGUGCCUGGGGAGAUGACUCCCCCACUCCAAGGACCCCGCGCCCGAACCCGGAAGAAACCCAAGGCUCUUCUCUACAGGAGGGAACACAGUCCUGGGGAUUUGCCCCCACCGCCCCUGCCACCACCAGAGGAGGAGGCACACUGGCCCCUGGGGCUGAGAACAGCAGGCAGCAUGUCUUCCCUGGAGCAAGAGCACAGUGGGGAGAGGAGAAUGGGACAGGUGGUGCCCCAAGGGGCCCAGCAUGGGUCCCAUCCAGAUGAAGAGGCCUGGCUCCCGUAUGGCAGACCCAGCUUCCUGACCCAUGGCCAGGGCACCAGCACCUGCUCCACUGCUGGCAGCAACUCUUCCAGGGGUUCUGGCAGUUCUCGAGGCUCCCGGGGCCCUGGACGGAGCCGGAGUCGGAGCAGGAGCCAGAGCCAAAGGCCAGGACAGAAACAUCGAGAGGAACCAAGAUGACCCUUGAAGAAGCAAUAAGAACAUAGAGGAUUCCAUGGGGGAAAGGGUGGGAGCCCCUUCCCCGCUUAACCAUAUGAGCCAAGAGGAGCAAGGAUGGGGGUCUUCCCUCUCAGCAAUGAUGCUGUGGCUCACUGAAGCUCACUGUCCUCAACAUUUCCCAUUGGCUUGGAAGCCAGAGCGUCAGCUCUUCCUUUUCUCUCUUUCUGACUGAGACCUAUUUAUACAAAAGACAAUAAAAAGGUCUGAUGCAA